Molecule: messenger RNA, 1917 nt
Organism: Verticillium alfalfae VaMs.102
Lineage: Eukaryota; Fungi; Ascomycota; Sordariomycetes; Glomerellales; Plectosphaerellaceae
Product: nuclear envelope protein
Exons: 3
Coding region: 1-1917 (638 amino acids)
Biological process (GO): nuclear pore organization; spindle pole body localization
Cellular component (GO): nuclear pore transmembrane ring; spindle pole body
Molecular function (GO): spindle pole body-nuclear membrane anchor activity
Source: RefSeq, a predicted model, not a curated record
AUGGCUGCUGCCGUCGUGAGGAGAGCUCCUUAUAAGGACUUUUUGCAGCCUGCUCUGCACAGGCGAUUUUCCACAACCUCUACUCUUCUUUUGGCCCUGGUCUACAUCCAAGCUAUCCUCUUGAGCCAGUGGAAUUCUUUUCUGUGGUCUUGGUUCCCCAUCGGCCCCGUGGGCAUACGAGCACUCUUUCUCUUCGCCUCCGCACUCACUAUCAUUAUCCUUCGUAUAUCGCAAUACCAUGUUGGCGCGCGCGCCUCUACAUCCGCCAUUGGUGGCGCUCUUCCCAAUUUGAUCACGAUCCAGGCUCUCGAAGCAUGGGUCGCCUAUACCAUUUCGAGCGCUCUCUUCGGCCUCGUCUUUCUCUGGUCGGCAUCGGCGGACUCGAAACUGAACUGGAUCUCGACUAUGAGCGGCGACCGGGGACGACUUAAUGAGCGGCCCGUCUUCCUCUCCUUCUACCUCCUCGUGGCCGCCACCUUCCAGGCGAUCAUGCAUAUCAUCUGCGACACUGAUCGUAUCACAAUCGACGUCAACAAAGCGAGGAAGAGCCCUGUCAUCAACGGCGGCGCCACUUCAACCACACCACUGACCGUUCUCCUGGCCAAGCUACCCGGUGUCGUUGCCAACGCCGUCAUGCGCGCCAUCGGCGUAUACGGCCUCGCCGUAACCCUGUACAGCACCAUCUUCCGUGGAGCUGCGUGGAGCUGGGCCAUGGCGUUCUUCCGCCCCUUCAACAACCUUCCCAAGUCCAACAUGCUACCCGUCGACUGGCCCUGGUUCAAAGGCACAACACUCAUGCAGUGCCUGUGGGCUGGCGUCCUCCUGUCUUGCACAUGGGAAAUCGGAAACUAUGCGUUUUCAAGGUUCAUGGUUAAGGCGCCCCUGAAGAAUGGCAACCCCUUAACAAACGAGUCGAAGGACCCCAACGGUAGCCUGCUGAAUGGUCUUAAGAGCAAGAAGAUGCCCAUCAGGUGCUUUGCUCUAUGGGAGCUUGCGCAUAUCGCGCGCGACUUUGAGCUUCGACGCAAGGCGAUCUUCGAAGACAUUGACCGUAAAGACGGCCCCAUGUGGUCCCAGGUCUUUGUCAUCUGUCUCGACAUUGUCAAGGGACUGGAGCAGAGGGUAGACAACUAUGGGAAGCCUCCCCCUGCCCCGGUUGCCCAGCCGGAACCUGUGGUAGAGCAAAAGCCUAGGAGUCUUGCGCCGCCGAAGGAUGAUCCUAUCUUCCAGGCGAGGCCAGGGUCCAGAUCUAUGCGGGGUGAGAUCGAAAAGACGCUGACCCAGGCCACACAGGCGCCGGGCCACUCGCCGGUUUCUCAGCUUAGCCCCAUUGCCAAGAAGACAUUCCGCAACGCGCGGGACAGGGUGCUCACAAAGGAGCAACAAGAGGCACUGACUUCCCCGCAAGUCGUGAGCCAGUUCCAGGCUCUGGCGACUCCAGUCCUCCGCGCCGAUUACAUUGGCUGGUGGUUCCGACAGGAUUUCCGAAGGUUGUUGACAGCUGCCGUGUUGGGUUCUCCAUACUCCGAACUGAGCCAUCACCUCAACGCCAUUGAGAUCCUGAGCGCAAUGGCUGUGCACAGUUUGACAGAGGACAAAUUUGGCAACGUACACAAGGACAUUGGCCCUAUAGUGCGCACGUUCACUGCGGUCAUCAAGAGACUUGAGGCCUUCAAGGCCAGCUUCCCAGUUCAUUGGACUGAUGUGGAAGGGAGUAAGAGCACUCCAGAGGUGGAUGAGGUUAUCAAGGCCCUCAAGGCCGGCCUGUCGCAGGUUGUCCAAGAAUUUGAGCCGUACAUCCGCGACCUGCGGUUGACGAGGACGGAUAUAAGGCUUGCCAAAGAAGCGAUGGAGCCUACAGAGGGAGUACUGGCUAAAAGGGACGAGGAACCGGCGAUGCGGGAAGUCCCCAAAUAA